ACAAUUAAGAAGAAACAAAAGCCCUCAAACCAUGAAAUCCUCUGCUCUCUCCUUUUUCAUUUUGUCCUUCUUCCUAAUUUAUGGUGCACAUGGUGAAGCAAACUUCAUAGCGAAAGUCUGCAAAGACCUUGUCCAAGCAGACUCAACCAUGAACUAUGCUUUCUGCAUGGAGUCUCUGCAAGCAAUCCCUAAGAGCCACAAGGCAUCUUUGAGAGGUCUAGGGUUUUUCUCCAUGAGCCUGGUACAAAAAAAUGCCCUUCGCAUCGGCCGACUCGUCCAGAACCUCUUGAAUUCGCAGGAUAUGAAGAUGAGCGACUACACCAAAAAUUGCUUAAAGGAUUGCUCCGAACUCUACGCCGACGCCGUGGACAGCGUAAAGGAAGCAGUUGAUUCCUUCAAAGGUAGGGAUUACGACUCGGCCAACAUAAAGAUGAGUGCAGCCAUGGAUGCUUCUUCCACAUGUGAAGACCAGUUCAAGGAGGGAAAAGGUUCAAAGUCUCCCAUGACAGAGAGCAGCAAGCAAAUGUUCCAAUUGAGUGGAAUGGCUUUGACUAUAAUUAACAUGCUUCAUCGUCAUUGAGCAACUUCUGGAUGGCGUUUCAAAUGGGAUAUGUUGCCUUUUGCAUGCUGAAUUAGCUUAAUCGUGUAUGGGUUCAAGUAUUUCUGUAAUUUGCUUCAUCAUGAAUCAUCAUCGUUGUUCAUUAUCGCCAUUGUUGUUUUUGUUUUUGUUGUCUUUGUUGUUAUUGAAGUUUUCUUUGGUUGUACUAAAAUGGUUGGAGUGAAGAUAAUAGUAAUCAGUAAAAGGAUAAAUGAUAUUGUGAAUC
Molecule: messenger RNA, 824 nt
Organism: Malania oleifera
Lineage: Eukaryota; Viridiplantae; Streptophyta; Magnoliopsida; Santalales; Ximeniaceae
Product: putative invertase inhibitor
Exons: 1
Coding region: 32-580 (182 amino acids)
Molecular function (GO): enzyme inhibitor activity
Source: RefSeq, a predicted model, not a curated record